AUGUCAACUACAGAAGAAGUUAGAGUGCCCUUUUUCAAGAAGAAAGGGAAGGGAAGGCCGACGACCUCGCGCAAGCGUUCACCGUCGCCAAACAGCGCCGCUACUGGCGCACCUUCAUCAUCAGCCUCGAAAUCUGAAGUUGUCUUACCAAACCGCAAGGGUGCUAAUAAUCUGCUCAGCGCUGGGACUAAACGAACUACCUCACAACGCGACGACGAUAUUGACGCGCCAGAACGGGACGGGCCUGACGUAAAAUGGAAGGCAGACGGCUCUCAUGUCAACGCAGCGUUAGAGAUACUGGCUGGUGACGAGGCGGAGGAGAUGCUUGCCAAGCGGAGGAAGAAAUCGGACUUGGACGAUGACGAAGAAGAAGGACCCGACGAUGGCCAGUAUCACGGACAGAAGGGUUAUCGUAGUCACCUGAAAAAGUCGAAGGAAGUACCGAAGGCAAUGCGAGUAGGCCCGCAAAGGAACACUAGCACUAUUCGUACGGUGACUAUCGUCGAUUAUCAACCGGAUGUCUGUAAGGACUAUAAAGAAACUGGAUAUUGUGGCUUCGGAGACACAUGUAAAUUCUUACAUGACAGAGGAACAUAUCUUCAAGGAUGGCAACUUGACAAGCUGGCCGAAAAUGCGACGAAAGAUGUAGGAGACGUGUCGGAGUCUGAUUCAGAUGAGGACAUUCCGUUUGCAUGCCUGAUUUGCCGAAAGCACUAUACUGAUCCAGUCGUCACUCGCUGUGGUCACUACUUUUGCUCGGCUUGUGCAAUCAAGCGAUUUGCGAAGACGCCCAGGUGCAUAGCCUGCGGCUCGCCAACCGGUGGCAUCUUCAACCGGGCCGACAAAAUUAUCGAAAAGGCUAGUAAGUCGCGCAAACAGAAGGAAGAAGAUGAGGAGACAGAAGACAACCCAACGGAUAAGGUGGAAAUCGAGGGUCUAGGCGCAGAAGAAGAAGCAAGUAAUCACUCCAAUGAUGACUCUGACUAA
Molecule: messenger RNA, 987 nt
Organism: Pleurotus ostreatus (oyster mushroom)
Lineage: Eukaryota; Fungi; Basidiomycota; Agaricomycetes; Agaricales; Pleurotaceae
Gene: CWC24
Product: RNA-splicing factor
Exons: 3
Coding region: 1-987 (328 amino acids)
Biological process (GO): snoRNA splicing
Cellular component (GO): U2-type spliceosomal complex
Molecular function (GO): metal ion binding
Source: RefSeq, a predicted model, not a curated record